CUGAGUUGAGCAUCGAAAAUGGUUGCGUUUUGUGGGGCAGUAGAGUAAUCAUACCGCCACAGGGUCGUCACGCUAUGUUGUGUCAGCUGCAUGAGGGUCAUUUUGGUGUGGCCCGCAUGCAAAGUUUUGGCAGGAUGCACUUCUGGUGGCCGGGCUUUGACCAGGACGUAGAGAGGAUGGCUGCAGGAUGCCGUAGCUGCCAACGCUGGAGGAAUGCGGCGCCUCCAACGCCUCUGCAUCCAUGGGAGUGGCCCCGCUCUCCCUGGCAACGGCUCCAUGUCGACUAUUGCGGACCUGUCAACGGGGUGAUGCUUCUUGUCAUCAUCGAUGCUCACACGUGACGCAGCAGUCUCCCGCUGAGAUGCUCCUCGGCCGGCCAAUGCGGACUCAGCUGGACCUGCUGCGUGAAGACGCCAGACGGAGCGUGAUGGAGGCGUACCAGAGGAAGCAGAAGGCUCAGUAUGACGUGAGAGCACAGCCUCGCAUAUUCCAGACGUGUCGGUGCCGAACCACGAGUACCGGCGGACGAUGGUGCCAGAUGAGCCUCCGGACUCCUCUGCUCUGGACAGCGCCGCUCACGCCGUCGCCGGAGAAUCCAGAGACGCGACUGUGGGCGGUGCGGAGGCGUCAGAGACCGGCGCCCUCCCCUCUGAGAAGUGCGCGGACGUCGGACGACAUCCCUCGACGUCGUCGCCGUCUCCGCCGUCGCGGUUCGAGGCUGCGACCGCUUCUGCGCCGGUGCCGCGUCGUUCAGCGCGGGAGAGGCGUUGCCCAGUGCGAUUCCGGGCGGGGCAGUCUAAUCCUGUGGGGGAGGAGUGUGGUGACUUGAUUAAAUCAAAUGCGUG
Molecule: messenger RNA, 845 nt
Organism: Amphibalanus amphitrite
Lineage: Eukaryota; Metazoa; Arthropoda; Thecostraca; Balanomorpha; Balanidae
Exons: 3
Coding region: 242-829 (195 amino acids)
Source: RefSeq, a predicted model, not a curated record